GUUCCACGUCCUACGCAGUAAGGAGGGAAAAAGAUGAGGAGAAUCGUCGCGCCAGCAGCUUUGCUGACAUCGCUGUUCUUCCUGUCUAUGAUAGGUCUCGCUACGACUACGGCUGCUCCCCAACAUGACCAGCAACUCGCCAACGAUCACCUUGGCCAGCUUUGCAAGCGCGCGGACCGCAACAGUGACGAUCUUCCUCCUUUGCAUCUUGCCCAUCCGGCCAGCAGCGCAUUAAAUCACGAGUCACCCUCAGAUCGCUAUUUCGAGCACGAGAUGGAAGAAGAGAAGCCCGAAGGAGAGGGAAAACUUCAAAAGCUACUUCCGGGCAUUGGAGGCAGCGGUUCUGAAGGCUGGGGGACGAGGAGGAAAAGGACCCCUACGACUAUUUCCAAUCAGCCUUCAUCAUCGGGCCCGUCCUCAACCGCUUCUUCUUCGUCUUCUUCUUCUUCGUCCGACUGUUCUCCGCCUUCCUCUCCCAUGGGGAUUUCCGGCGCACAAGAAAGUCGGAGGGCCUCACAAAAGGGGAAGGGCCUUCGCGGUUGUCGUAAAGCCAAAGAGAACUUUGAGCACAUCACUCGGUUUGUGGAGGAAUCCUGUUCGGGCUUGAAGAGCAGUAAGAAGAAAAAGAAGAAGAGGGGCGGCAUUACGGUUUACAAGCUCAUGGCAGAAGACCCAGGAAUCCCGCAGGAGCAUAAACUCACCGAAAAACAAUAUGAAUAUCGGCGAUCAAAGAUAAAAAAGGCGAUUGACAGUAUCAAAGAAAUCAAUCCGAGAGAGGAUAGUACCAAUGCAGAGAUCGAGAUGUGCCUAAAAAUCCUCCAACCUUGGGACAAGACCGAAAUGGACCGAUGGGACAACUACUUCGCCUGCAGAAAAAGGCAUCGCAUGAGGGGUCGGACGAAAUACGCCGAAGACGCGAGAGGCGUGAACAAGAACGUCUUGACAAGGAUUGGGUUCCACAACCUCAUGACAAAGAACGCCAUGAACAAGUACAGCCUAAACAGGAACACCAUGAACAAGUACAGCCUGAACAGGAGCACCAUGAACAUGAACAAGAACGUCUCGAGAGAAGGGCAAAGAGUCGGACAGGAAGGAGAAAGACACAAUGUCGACGCAGAGAAGUUGAAAGAAGCCCAUGACCAGUCUUGA
Molecule: messenger RNA, 1149 nt
Organism: Acaromyces ingoldii
Lineage: Eukaryota; Fungi; Basidiomycota; Exobasidiomycetes; Exobasidiales; Cryptobasidiaceae
Exons: 3
Coding region: 34-1149 (371 amino acids)
Source: RefSeq, a predicted model, not a curated record